Messenger RNA from Neltuma alba, 1731 nucleotides. RefSeq names its product probable pectate lyase 18. The record is from RefSeq and is a predicted model, not a curated record. The coding region runs from base 1 to 1731 and encodes 576 amino acids. Gene Ontology annotation, molecular function: pectate lyase activity. The transcript has 4 exons. NCBI's taxonomy places the organism in Eukaryota, Viridiplantae, Streptophyta, Magnoliopsida, Fabales, Fabaceae.
AUGUGCCUAGCAGAAGGGAGAUUGAAAGUCCACUAUGAUGGGUCUUAUGAAGGUGAAACUGAUGCUAUUGCUAUUGGAAUUGCUGUUAUAUUGGCAAAAGAUUUGGAAUUGACCAAUAUGACCUUUGAAGUGGAUUAUGCUGAGGUUUGUUGGUGCUGCAAAAAGAAUUCUAUUGAUGAUGUGGAUUUGAAGGCUAAGUGGCAGAUGCAGACUGUCUUGGUGGCUUUAGCAGAGUUUGAUGGAGCGGAUAUUACCCUUAAAUCUAGAGAGGGGCGUACUGAGACAACAAAUUGGAUUGCUGUUGAGUGUAGAAAAGGGGUGUGCCCUAUAAGCUGCUGCGUCAUUCUCUCAGUAUGGCUCCUCAGCCUCCCUUUCUCUCUGCCUACUACCAUCAGGGCUGCCUUCAACCCUGAACAUGUGGUUAUGGAUGUUCAAAGGAGAAUCAACGCGUCUCUCUCCAGAAGACAGCUCCUCUCCGUUGACAAAUCCGACCAAACUCCAGGCUGCCUCACCGGCAACCCUAUCGACGACUGCUGGCGGUGCAACCCCAACUGGGCCACCGACCGCCAGAAGCUGGCCGACUGUGGUAUUGGGUUCGGCACCGAUGCUGCCGGCGGCAAGGGCGGCCAGUUCUACAUCGUCACUGACCCUUCCGACAACGACCCGGUGAACCCAGCUCCGGGAACUCUUCGGCACGCCGUAAUCCAAGAUGUGCCCCUCUGGAUCGUCUUCGCUGGCAACAUGAUGAUCACCCUGAAGCACGAGCUCAUGUUCAACAGCUUCAAGACCAUCGACGGACGUGGAGCCAGCGUCCACAUCACCGGCGACGGCUGCAUCACCCUGCAGUACGUCUCCAACAUCAUCAUUCACAACGUGCACAUCCACCACUGCAGGCCGUCGAGCAAGACAAUGAUACGGGCUAGUCCAACAAAGGUAGGAUUGAGAGGGGGAUCGGACGGCGACGGGGUGUCCAUCUAUGGGUCACAGAAGAUUUGGAUAGACCAUUGCAGGCUGGCGUACUGCACGGACGGCCUAAUAGAUGCGAUAAUGGGGUCGACGGGGAUAACGAUAUCGAACAACCAUUUCUCGCAUCACGACGAGGUGAUGCUGCUGGGGCACGAUGAUAGGUAUGAAGGGGAUAGGAUGAUGCAGGUGACAGUAGCAUUCAAUCAUUUCGGGGAGAAGCUGGUGCAGCGGAUGCCACGGUGCAGACACGGGUACGUGCACGUGGUGAACAACGAUUACACGCAGUGGGAGAUGUACGCGAUCGGCGGCAGUGCGGCGCCCACCAUAAACAGCCAGGGCAACCGCUACACUGCUCCCGCCAAUGCUAAUGCUAAAGAGGUCACGAAGCGAGUGGACACAGAUGAGAGAGAGUGGGCGACUUGGAAUUGGAAGACGGAGGGGGACUUAAUGGUGAACGGAGCAUACUUCGUGGGAUCGGGAGAUUGGGUGAGCACCCAAUACGCCCAGGACUCGUCUCUGCCACCGCAAUCCGCCCUUCACAUCGACCUCCUCACCCUCAACGCCGGCGUCUUCAAUGAUCCCAGCGAAAGCGGGGAUAUAUAUCCUGCGUUCACGGAGAACGACGGCAGUGGCAUUUCUGGAGACGGGAUCAUGCCCAGGCAUGGCAGCACCAACAAUGCUUCACUCCUGUCUCCAUUAUUUUCAUUUCUCCUUUUCUGCACUAUUGCAUCUACUGUUAUAUUAAUAUUGAUGAGUCUGUAUUAA